Messenger RNA from Aspergillus brunneoviolaceus CBS 621.78, 904 nucleotides. RefSeq lists its product as uncharacterized. Bases 421 to 849 code for a protein of 142 amino acids. NCBI's taxonomy places the organism in Eukaryota, Fungi, Ascomycota, Eurotiomycetes, Eurotiales, Aspergillaceae. The record is from RefSeq and is a predicted model, not a curated record. The transcript is spliced from 2 exons.
CUUCUCGCAGUUGUACUUGGAGGCGAGGGCCUUGAGGGAGGGCUCGAUGAUACCACCACGGAGACGGAGGACGAGGUGAAGGGUGGACUCCUAUUUGACGAGCAUUGCGUUAGCCAACGGAAUUCCCUCCCUGAUCGCACAUGCUGGUCGGAUCGUUCGCGGUUCGCAGCGCUGGGUGAGGUUUCCGAGGGUGAUAAUCUUCCAAGGAUAAUGGAAUGUAAAGAUGCACGCGGUCCCGAAGGACUUGAGACAAGCAAACGCCCCAUCAUCAACCAGACAGGAUAUUCGUCACCAAAGAUUGACGCAAGGCGACCGUAGCUUUCCAUAUCGAAUACCCCAGAACACCUUUCCAACCCAAUAACCCCGAGACCCCAGGCGCAGCGAACAUUAAACGUCUGAACCGAUGUGCGAAAAAGAAUCAUGUUUCGGAGGAAGAGUCGCUCAUACCUUCUGGAUGUUGUAGUCGCUCAGGGUGCGGCCAUCCUCGAGCUGCUUACCAGCGAAGAUGAGACGCUGCUGAUCCGGGGGGAUACCCUCCUUAUCCUGGAUCUUGGUCUUGACGUUGUCGAUGGUGUCGCUCGACUCGACGUCGAGGGUAAUGGUCUUACCCGUGAGGGUCUUGACGAAACUAUGGAAUUCGAAAAGAACCACUGGUCAGCGAAUUGUUCUCUUCCCCUCCUGGAAUUCCCUCCACCAUGUCAUUUUCCAAAGGUGUUCCCGGUUUCUUCUCCUUUUUUCGAGAUCGAAUGGCGUUGUAUGGCAUUGGGAAGUAUUCGUGACGGCUUCAAGACUUUUGCUCUGGGGAAGACCUACAUCUGCAUGGCUGCGGUUUUCGUUGUUGCUGGCUGACGAUCUCGCUGAAUGGGUCGGUCGGAAGAGGCGAUGUCAAUUUCACCAUUUCUCG